AAACGCAUAAAAACAUACAAAGGGAAUCUCACAAUAGUAUACUACUUCAACUCCAGCUUACCCUCUCCUCUCUCUCCCCCCCCUCUCUCUCUCUGUGUCGUUGAAAUCUCCGGCGACCCAUCGCCGGGACAAUCGUGCAGAUGAACGGCACGUACCUGAACCCGUUCUUGGAGGAGACGGCGUUUUACAACCGCAUUGUGCUCGGCAGCCUCGUGCCUAAUGGACUGUGGGCCCCACUCCCCCACUUCUUCCAGACAUGGCUGCGCAACUACCUCGGCGGAACCUUGCUCUAUGUCGUCUCCGGCGUCUUGUGGUGCUUCUACAUAUACUACUUGAAACGCAGCGUUUAUAUCCCAAAAGAUGCCAUUCCCUCUAAUAAAGCCAUGCUUUUGCAAAUAUAUGUUGCCAUGAAGGCCAUGCCUUGGUACAGUGCUCUUCCAACCAUUUCUGAGUACAUGGUUGAAAAUGGCUGGGCAAGGUGCUUCUCAAGAAUAAGUGAUGUCAGUUGGCUUGCAUACCUGAUGUAUUUAGCAAUUUAUCUUAUAUUCGUGGAGUUCGGAAUUUAUUGGAUGCAUAGAGAGUUACAUGACAUAAAACCUCUGUAUAAAUAUCUUCAUGCUACACACCACAUCUACAACAAGCAGAAUACCCUCUCUCCAUUUGCUGGUUUGGCUUUUCACCCAAUUGAUGGGAUACUGCAGGCAGUUCCACAUGUUAUAGCUCUGUUUGUUGUGCCAAUGCAUUUCACAACCCACAUAGCGCUCCUAUUUAUCGAGGCCAUAUGGACAGCAAACAUUCAUGAUUGCAUCCAUGCCAAAAUAUGGCCUGUCAUGGGUGCUGGUUACCACACCAUACAUCAUACAACUUACCGCCAUAAUUAUGGCCAUUAUACAAUAUGGAUGGAUUGGAUGUUUGGAACGCUUCGUGAUCCUAUUGACGACGAAUUAAAGGUCUUAUGAUGAACUCACUGCGUCGGUUACCUUUAUGCAGCUUUCUAUGCUGGUUGGGUUUCUUUUCAUGUAUGUGGUCUUUGCUUGUACAUAGAAGCUGGCAAAGAAGAUGUUUUCAUCAUUAGGAGGGGCUUUAUCUCCUUCAUAACUAUUCAGUUGGUCCUAAACCCCAUAGCCCAUGUUGUCACUGAAAUAAACUGCAGUUGUGAACUUUUGGGGCAUGUUUUGAAUGAAUUAGGAGUUUUCUUAA
Prunus dulcis (almond) is the source of this 1200-nucleotide messenger RNA. RefSeq names its product delta(7)-sterol-C5(6)-desaturase-like. The coding region runs from base 141 to 959 and encodes 272 amino acids. Gene Ontology annotation, molecular function: oxidoreductase activity; iron ion binding. The record is from RefSeq and is a predicted model, not a curated record. The transcript is spliced from 3 exons. Lineage: Eukaryota; Viridiplantae; Streptophyta; Magnoliopsida; Rosales; Rosaceae. Gene Ontology annotation, biological process: lipid biosynthetic process.